UUCAACAAAUUCGCUCCAGCCCGUGAUGCAAGUUUCAUCAAAUUCUGGUGCAGUGACAAAAAACCAAAAGAAGUGUCCUGCGUGCAAUCGAAAUGUCUGCAAAAAAUUGGCUUUUUGUGAAAAGUUCAAGAAGAUGACUCGACAAGAAAGGUGGAGACUGAUAAAAAGCAACAAUAUUUGCGGUUGUUGCUUAGGCAAUCAUCGAUACUUUAAUUGCAAUCAAAAAGUUACGUGUGGUGUUGCUGGCUGUGAUUUUUUUCAUCACGUUUUACUGCACAAUGAUUCCAAAGCAAAGGAGAAGGUGGAAUUAGCGGCUGCUACAAGUGAAGUGGUUCAAAAGAAAGUCUGCAAUUCGAUGAAUGGAAUUGCUUCAACUUUGACUUAUCCAGAAAUAUUUCGGAUUGUUCCGGUUAAGUUAUAUUUCAACGACAAGUGGAUACGCAUUUACGCAUAUUUUGAUGAUGGAUCCAAUUUAACAACUUUGGAAUUUCCUAUUGCUCAGAAACUUGGUCUGCAAGGCACCCGAGAAAGUUUAUGUGUAAAAUGGUCAUUUGGUGAAACGCAAUUGGAAACAGAUUCUAGUCGAAUUUCGUUACAAAUCAGUGGUGUACAUGACGGCGCUGAAAAGUUUCUACUCGACGAUGUGCGCACUGUCAAGAAUCUAAAGUUGCCAACACAAUCAAUACCCAAAGAUUGGCUUGCAAAAUAUCCAUAUUUCGAUGGCAUUCCGAUCACUCCAUACAAUAAUGCGACUCCGCAAAUGAUCAUAGGUCUGCGAUAUUCAAAAUUGAUGGUGUCAUUGAAGACAAUCGAGGGCACCUGGGAACAACCGAUUGCUUGUAAAACACGGCUUGGAUGGGUCGUUCAAGGACCGAAUGAUAGAAGAAUUUUAAAUUCAAACAAAUUCAGCCUGAAUAUGUGCGAUUGCCAGCGAUCGUAUCACGGUCUUCAUCAGUUGGUAAAGGAUUUUUUUUCAUUGGAGGCAUUUGGUGUGCAAGUCACAGAUUCCGUCGUUGAAUCAAAAACAAUUAUGAGAGCCCGAAGCAUUAUGGAUGCAUCAACUGUGAAGAUCGAUCAGCACUACGAGACAGCUUUAUUGUGGAAGGCAAACGAUAUCACAUUGCCAAAGAGUUACGAAAUGGCUCUUCGUCGAUUGGAGUGUGUCGAAUCGAAGAUGAAGAAAAAUCCAAUUUUGUCGGACCGUAUAAUCAACUACUUCAAAGAUUUUCUCGAUAAAGGAUAUAUCCGGAAGCUAUCGUUCGAAGAGCAACAGUUGCAAGGCCCACGCACUUGGUAUUUGCCAGUUUUUCCUGUCUUUAAUCCCAAGAAACCCGAAAAGUUACGUUUGGUAUGGGACGGUGCUGCAAAAGUCAAUGGGGUGUCGCUAAAUUCGCAAUUGUUACCUGGACCUGAUCAAUUGGUUCCCCUUCCGGACAUUCUGCGUCGUUUUCGUGAAGCAAGGAUUGGUCUAAGUACGGACAUUAUUGAAAUGUUUCAUCGCGUCUUUGUGAAUUCAAAGGAUCAAGACGCACAGCGAUUUUUGUGGAGAGAUGGCGACGUAUCGAAGAAACCCGAUGUGUUUGUUGUGAAAGUUUUACCGUUUGGUUUAACAUGCUCGCCGGCUAUUGCGCAAUACGUGAAGAACAAAAAUGCUGAGUCGUUUCAACAACGAUAUCCAAAGGCUGUCGAGGCUAUAGUGAAAAAUCAUUACGUGGACGACAUGAUUGAACGAGCUCACGACGUAGAUUCUGCGGUUCAGCUGAUCAAAGACGUACAAUUUAUUCACCGACAUGCAAAUUUUGAUUUACGCAAUUUGAUAUCAAAUGAUCGUGAAGUAUUGGAGGUGAUUAAUGGAAGUCCUGAAUUCAAUGACAAAAUUUUGGUUGACAAGCUGGACAUCAAUGUUGAAAGAAUUUUGGGAAUGUAUUGGAAUACGAAUACAGACACAUUCACGUAUUCACUUCGGUUCCUGAAAGUGCAAGACUUGACAGAUGGAUAUCGUCCAACGAAACGAGAUGUGCUUCGAACUUUAAUGUCAGUUUUUGAUCCGUUGGGUUUUCUGACACAUUUGCUGAUACAUGCCAAAGUGAUUUUGCAAGAGAUUUGGAUUACAAACAUCACAUGGGACGAACAGAUUCCUGAAGCAUUAGCAAUAAAGUGGUUACGUUGGCUCGAAUAUUUGAAGCAAGUGGAAUCUCUACACAUUUCUCGUUUGUACUCACCACGUAUGUCACCUAACAAACCGACUUCGAUUCAAUUACAUGUUUUUGUUGACGCAAGCCUGGAGGCAUAUGCAUCAGUUGCAUAUUUUCGAGUUGAAGAUGCCAAUGGAGUUGACAGUUGCCUGAUUGGUGCAAAGUCACGAGUCGCUCCGAUUAAGCCAAUUUCUGUUCCGCGUUUGGAAUUACAAGGUGGAAUUCUUGGUAAACGAUUUGCCGAGAGCAUUUUACACAGCCAUUCGGAUUUGGAGGUUGAACAGACAACGAUAUGGUGCGAUUCGAAAACUGUUUUAUAUUGGUUGUCAACGGAACCACGACGUUAUUCGCAGUUUGUUGCAUUCCGUAUUGGAGAGAUUUUGGAGACGAAAAUUAAUGCUCAAUGGCGCUGGAUUCCUUCCGAAUUUAAUGUUGCUGACGAUGCGACUAAAACUAAGGAUUUGCCAGAGUUACGUUCCACAUCUCGCUGGUUUCGUGGUCCCGAAUUUUUGCGACAUUCGAAUUCCAAUUUUUCGUUUGAAUUGGACGAACCUGAUUUCACGACAAAUGAAGAAGUUCGGCCGUAUUAUUUGUUGACACAUGUGGAAGUUCCAGUAAACAAGUUCAUUGAAUACGAACGAUUUUCUAAUUGGCAACGGUUGGUCCGGACUAUGGCAUAUGUUUUGCGGUUUGUUUCAAAUGUCAAGACGAAACAAUCAGAACGCCGUCUUGGUGUACUGUCAAGUGAUGAAUUGCUGUCAGCAGAAUGUCGUUUGUUUGCUCAAGUUCAAUACGACUGUUUUCGAGAGGAAAUCUCUAUAAUUCGUUGGAAUCAAACCGUCUCCAUGGAUAAAUACAAACAGCUUGACAAAACGAGUCCAAUUCGUAUGUGCUCACCGUAUUUGGACGAUUCUGGUGUUCUUCGUGUCAUGGGUCGGCUAGACAAAGCGCAUACGAUUUCUGAAUCGGUUCGGCGACCGAUAAUUUUGAUUAAAGAUCAUUAUGUAACGCAUUUGGUUGUCGAUUGGUAUCACCGCAAGUAUCUUCAUUUGCAUCAUCAGACGGUGCUUAACGAAAUAAGGCAAAAAUUUUGGAUUCCAAAGUUACGAGUUCUUUUGAAAGUUAUACGGAACAAUUGCCAAAAGUGCAAGAAUGAUGCAUCAGUUCCUCGUGUUCCGGAAAUGGGAUCAAUUCCACGCGAACGAUUUGCAGUUUUCACUCGACCAUUCACAUAUGUCGGAAUCGAUUAUUUUGGACCGAUAAAAGUUGUUGUUAAUCGCAGUAACCCGAAACGUUGGGGUGCUCUUUUUACCUGCUUGACGACUCGUGCUAUUCAUCUGGAAGUUGCUCAUUCUAUGGACACAAGUUCCUGCAUUAUGUGCAUUCGCAACUUUAUUGGACGUAGGGGUACGCCCAAGAAGAUUCAUGUCGACAAUGGUAGCAAUUUUCAUGGUGCCAAUAACACUCUACGGGACGAGAUAGAUAAGUUGGAUCGGACAAAGAUACAAGAAGAUUUUGCUACGGAUCACAUUGAAUGGUCUUUCAAUCCUCCCACCGCAGCACAUAUGGGUGGCAUUUGGGAACGAAUGGUCGGCAUUGUCAAGACGUGUUUGGAUGAAGUUCUUACUGUUCGUUAUCCUACUGACGAAAUGCUGUUAAGCUUGUUCAUCGAAAUCGAAAAUAUGGUCAAUUCGCGUCCUUUGACUUACGUUUCAUUGGAUUCACCGCACGAUGAAGUUUUGACGCCCAAUCAUUUUCUACUUGGGUCGUCCAAUGGCAGUAAACCGCCGGGGCAAUUUGUUGAUGCUGAUUUGUUGCGUAAUAAUUGGAAAGCUGUUCAAGCCAUGACCGACAAAUUUUGGAGGAAGUUCGUCGACGAAUAUAUUCCUACGUUGGUUACACGGACAAAAUGGUUGAACAAGGUCACACCUUUGCAAGUUGGUGAUUUCGUUUUGCUUGCUGAUCCUAAUUUUCAACGCAAUACUUGGCUCAAGGGAAUUGUUAUUGAAACGUUCAACGAUUCGGGUCAAGUUCGAAGUGCUCGAGUUCGCACUGCUACUGGUGCGAUAUUUCGACGACCAGUCUCUCAUUUGGUGGUUUUGGAUGUGGCGGAACCGCGACAAGUUAAGAUGAAUUCUCCGAAUCAUUUAACGGGGUCCAGAAUGUCCGAAACGUUCGACAACGCUGAUACUGAUGACAUCACUGAGCCUACUGGUUGUCAUCUUGACAAUUGUGCGGAAGUAUAAUAUUACGAAAGUUGCUCUUGAUAGAUGCGCUUGUGCGCUUUCAAUUAAUCUAAAGUUUGCAAUCCAUUUUUACGUUUUUAUUAAUUCAAAAUUUAUUCUGUGUUAAACAAUCAGUAAGGUGUUUCGUGCGUUGUUUUCAUUAAUUGGCAACGAUUGCCUAUGUAAGUUGCGAUAAUUACGGAUGUUUUUUCUCAAGUAAUUUCAAUCGAGGUUUCUUUUCAUUGUUUAGACAUCAAGUCAGGUGUUCAAGCUCGGUUUUCGAAUUUGGAAUUUGCUAAUUCGUCCAGUACGAAUAAGUAAGAUUUUACUGUUCUUUGAGUUAGUCGUGGAUGUUUACAAUUUCUUUUCUUAAUUCAAAGGAUUCGAAUGAUUGAGUCGCACAGAUGAAACACGUUUUACUGAUUAUUUUGGUUUGGUCUGAAAGUACUAAAAAAUUUGAAGCUAACUAUUUUCCUGUAAAAUAAAACUCUGACAAACAAAUUGAGUUCUUUGCUUUCAAUCGUCGGACCAAUCGCCGUAACACGGACAG
Molecule: messenger RNA, 4970 nt
Organism: Bradysia coprophila
Lineage: Eukaryota; Metazoa; Arthropoda; Insecta; Diptera; Sciaridae
Biological process (GO): DNA integration
Molecular function (GO): nucleic acid binding
Source: RefSeq, a predicted model, not a curated record